Messenger RNA from Gekko japonicus, 360 nucleotides. RefSeq names its product protein FAM19A5-like. Gene Ontology annotation, molecular function: G protein-coupled receptor binding; receptor ligand activity. Gene Ontology annotation, biological process: G protein-coupled receptor signaling pathway. The transcript has 4 exons. Lineage: Eukaryota; Metazoa; Chordata; Lepidosauria; Squamata; Gekkonidae. Bases 19 to 360 code for a protein of 113 amino acids. The record is from RefSeq and is a predicted model, not a curated record.
GGGACGUCCUUGGCUUCAAUGGCUCCAUCUCCCAGGAGAAGCAGCAGGAAAGAUGCUAACGCUCUGCCAAGCGCCUCCUCAACUUUCUGGGCAGUUAUGAUCUUGGUUGGCCUCCUCAUCGCCUACUGCAGUCAAUUGGCUGCAGGUACAUGUGAAAUUGUUACUUUGGACAGAGAUAGCAGUCAGCCUCGAAGGACUAUAGCCCGACAAACAGCUCGGUGUGCAUGUAAAAAGGGACAGAUUGCCGGUACAACAAGAGCGAGGCCAGCCUGUGUCGAUGGAUCUAUAUUUUGUUUCGGGAUCUUUCUUACUGCUUUUUUCAAGCAUCAGGACUUAGCUGUUUGGGUUAUGUUUGCUUAG